AUGGAACACGAGGAGGGGAGUAAGGAAGACUUGCAGGGCAUAACUGGCGCGUCUACCGGCACCGACAACAACCAUGCUCCAGGUGACAGCAGAGUCAAGAAGCGUAGCAGAAAGAGAGAUAUGGAAAGCGGAAGCUCUCUUCAGGGACGGCUGGGCCCAACAGUGGCGGAAACUGGGAAGACUGGUGGAUCAAUGGUGCAGCUGCCUGAGAAGCAUGCGUCACACGAGUCUGUUUUGAAUCCUUUGCUGUACCGUGAUCCGCAUGCGGGCUCUUCAUCUGCUGUGGAUGCUUCUGAUGAUGGCGCUCCUGAUGUGACCCUAACGGAGAAGAGUCUUGAGAUGAAGCUGGAUGUGGUUGAUUCCAAUGAUGGGGUUCUUUGCAAUGAUUCUGAGGUUCGAGCCGAGGAGUCAGUUGGUGUUUCGGAGGAGAACGCUACACAGGUUAGGCCUCCCAGUGCUGAUUUUCCCCUGUCCAAGCCAUCACCUUAUCAUGAGGCGUUGUUGUCAUCGACAAUCCACACACCGCGUGUUGCACUACCAGUGCGCGAAGAGCCGAAAAGACUGAGCAUUUCUCUUCGUUGCUGGGUGUUGUGUCCACUCGUGUUAAUUUUAUUGUUGGUUGCAGUUUUGACGCUAACAGUGGCAACCGUGUCGUCACGCGAUAGCUCUGUGGGUUUAUUUAAGUCACUGCAAGAGCUGGUGGUGUCUAACAUGGAAUCAUCUGUGGGUCAAUCGUCAUUCUCGAAGAUGAUGCAGAUGGCACAAUCAACGGGGAGCAUGUAUUUCUCGAACAACACCUUCGUGAAUUCCUCUACAGACAAACUGAUGCCACUUGAGAAUGGAAUGAUGUCGCGUCUAUGUGCUCUUUUGCGCGAUAUGGAUCCGGAAAAGGUAGUAUCUGCCAUGAGUGCUGUGUCCUUGACAAGGAAAGAAGCCACGAUGUGUUGUAAUUCUCGCAUACGCCCUGGUUUAUAUGUUGGAACAACAAGCAAAAAUGGUUUUAUGAGUGAUUUACACUUUGUUGACCCGCUUACAUUGGAUUAUGCAAUCCCCCUACAACGGCUUCCUAUGCUUCAAAAAGAAAUGAGUGUGGACACUUUUGCUGCUAUUCAACGCUACGAUACUGUGGUAAAGCCUUGGAAGGAAUCACUUCAAAAGGGUGAGGUGAUGAAUGCGUCACAGUAUUGGGUAACGCCAUCUAGACCUCCAACAUAUCUAGAGUAUGUUUAUCCGUUUUUGGAAUCGUACGAAGAUGGUACUACUGGUGUUGCUUACUUGGCUGUUUCUAUGUUGACUGACAAUAUGCCAAGCAUGCAGUUGUACAAAGCAAACGAAACUGGCAUUCGUGUGAUGCUUGUGGAGCCCAACGCCACAGCAGAACGAUUCCUUGUUUUUGGGAACAAUUGGGGUCAACCACUCUCCAACGUCACGAAUGUGUGGAAAUCGACUAUUAGAGGUGAGCCAAUCAGAUUUAUGUAUACUGACGAUGUGACUGAUCCCGUGAUGCGCGAGGGACUGAAACACAUUAACCUGCGUGACGUCAUGAGUGUUGGUCAGAAGGUCGAAAAACGAUUUUUGUACGGCGGGUUCGAUGCACGUAUCACGGCUAAGUAUGUUGUCACUGAGAGUGGUGUGGAGUUGGUACUUGUGGUUGUUACCGACCGUAGCUACUAUCUGGGGCCCGUACUGUUUCACCGUGAUGUUACCUUUAUUGGCGAAGCCAUUGUAUUGCUAUUGGUGACUGUUAUUUGUAUUAUAUUUGUGGAGUGCUGUAUGGUUCGCCCUCUCCGUGCAAAUCGGUCGAAGCUGAAGAUGGCGCUCAGUGGCACAUCUGUGACAACCACAAAACAUCGCAGUGUUGCGCUGCGUGAGGUGCGAGAGCUGGAGGAUGUGUGUGACACGUUGCGUCGUCGUCUUGACAAGAUC
This is a messenger RNA of Trypanosoma theileri, 1926 nucleotides long. Its product is annotated as protein kinase. NCBI's taxonomy places the organism in Eukaryota, Euglenozoa, Kinetoplastea, Trypanosomatida, Trypanosomatidae. The transcript has a single exon. The record is from RefSeq and is a predicted model, not a curated record. The annotation marks the transcript as partial.